AAAUUGGCUGUGUAAAUCGAGAUCUGACCAGACCUCGAUGGCACCAGUAAGGCAGUAACUGAGCGCAGCAUCCCCUCUAAAGACUUAUCUGAUUUACCCUCCCUCUAAUAUGGCAAAAAGAAGGGGUAAGAGGACUCAAUCUACAUGUGGAAAACAAAACAAACUUCCAAUCAAUUUGGAACAGGAUUGCAUUAGCGUGCUGCCCGACGAAGUUCUAGUCCUCAUUCUUUCCCUACUGAGUAUUAAGGAAGCAGUAAGUACUUGCAUCUUGUCUAAAAGGUGGAAAAAUGUGUGGAAACAAAUUACUUGUCUCAACUUCUUUUUAGAUGAAUUAUCUAAAACAGAGAAGAUAAAAAUAGGAAGACAAGUAGUUGAAAUACCUAGGACAUACAACUGGGUGAAUCAAGUCUUGCAAUUGCAUCAGGGUCAAAUCUUAGAUGAGUUCAAACUUUGUUCUUCUUCAAUAGAUUGCGAUUCGACUUCUGAAAUCGACAGUUGGAUCGAAUUGGUAAUACAGAAGAAAGUACGAAAGUUUGCGAUAGAUCUGCAAGGAGAUAGAGGUGUAGCUCCGUAUUGUUCCCAUUAUACAUUUCCAGAGAAUCUAUUUCGAAACCCUUUUGGUGUUUCAUGGUUUUCCUGGCUUACACACCUUUCUUUGAACUAUGUGAAUAUAACUAGUGAACUAGUCGAGCACUUCAUAUCAAACUGCCAACUUCUCGAACACCUGUUUAUUGCUGGCUCGGAGUAUUUAGAAGAUUUGAAAGUUGUUGGUGAGUUGCUUCGGCUUAAGUUCCUUCAGAUAUGUGAUUGCCUUAACUUAUUUCAGCUUGAGAUAUCUGCUCCUUGUCUGGAAACAUUCUUUUAUGACGGAGAAUGUCGCUAUAACAUCAAUAUUCGUGUGACGUAUGCACCCUUGCUUGCUAAGAUAUCUAUAACAGAAGACUUGCUGUUUGACUCUACUACUGGAGAUUUUCAAUUGUUUUGGAAUUAUCUUCCUCAGUUAGUGACUCUCAGGUUGGUCCUAGAGAAAGAGCCAAAGUUGGUCCCUGAAUUUCCAGAAUUAACUAGUCUCGAGUUCUUAUCAUUGAGCAUUGCCAGAAUUAAUAGGCGAAGCCUUCUUCUUUUGACUUCUUUGAUCGAGGGAUCUCCUUACUUGCAUAGAUUUAAAUUUAGGUUGAGAAGGAGUUUGAUGGGAUGCAGGCAUCGGAGAAGCAAGGUAAUUAGUGAGGCGAAUACAAGUCCUCAUCAGUGCCUUAAGGUGGUCGAACUUUCUGGGUUCAGUGGGUCGAAACAUGAAACUGAGGUUGCCAGGUACUUAAUUAAGAAAGCUGUUGCGCUUAAAAAAUUAAUUAUCGAUCUGGACUCGAAGCGCAUUCUGGAGGAGAUCAACCCUUUACGUCCGCUGUCAACCAAAAUCAAAGAACUGGAGAUGGCAAGAAAGCAUGCUUUACAGCUUGAAAAAAAAUUACCCCUCGGAGGUGAGUUAAUUGUUUUAUAACUUUGUACUGUGUUUGUUGUUGUUGCUGUAAUAAAAAGCAAAAGCAAGAACUGAGAUCUAAACUUUGAACUGGUGAGGGAAGAAGUUAGAUCAAUAUUGCUGUUCUGUUGUACUAUUAGUGUUGUUCUGUUGUAUCAUCUCAAAAA
Messenger RNA from Rosa rugosa (rugosa rose), 1644 nucleotides. RefSeq names its product putative F-box/FBD/LRR-repeat protein At5g56810. Gene Ontology annotation, molecular function: protein binding. The record is from RefSeq and is a predicted model, not a curated record. Bases 110 to 1498 code for a protein of 462 amino acids. The transcript is spliced from 2 exons. NCBI's taxonomy places the organism in Eukaryota, Viridiplantae, Streptophyta, Magnoliopsida, Rosales, Rosaceae.